Molecule: messenger RNA, 504 nt
Organism: Sphenostylis stenocarpa
Lineage: Eukaryota; Viridiplantae; Streptophyta; Magnoliopsida; Fabales; Fabaceae
Source: the annotation of a GenBank genome assembly
AUGAGAGGAGGAAGGAAGAAUUUGAAAAGGGCAACAGAGGAAAAACAUGUAACCCUUCAAGACAGGCAAAGCAUCAUGCAGGUGGUGUCUCUACGAGGCUCAAAUAUCAUUGAGGUCAUGGAUGCAUGUGGCAACAAAUCACUAGCUCUAUUCCCUGCUAAAUUUCAGAAAAGCGUGUGGAUUAAACGAGGGAGCUUCGUUGUUGUUGAUGAAACUGGAAAGGAAAAGGCUCUUGAAUCGGGUAGCAAGGUUGCGUGCAUUGUUUCUCAAGUUCUUUUCUACGAACAAGUUCGAGAACUACAGAAAUCUCCAGAAUGGCCUGAAAUUUUUAAAUCUGCAAUGGUAGAAGAAUCAAAUGAAACUUCUGCCUCCCAACAAGAGAAUGAGCCGGAGGAUAGUGAUGAUGAUGGACUACCUCCAUUGGAAGCCAAUACAAACAGAAUGAGACCUUUCGAGUUGCAAGCUGAUGAAGAUUCAGAGUCUAGUUCAGAUACAGAUGAUUGA